UUCAAAACCGAAGAAGAAGAAUGGAAAUGGAGAACAAAGAUGUUGCUAUGGAGAAAACCGACGCCGUUCCGAUCGAAUUACCUGCUCCUCCUGGCUGGAAGAAGAGAUUCACUCCAGGAAAGAGCAGUACCCCUAGAAGGAAUGAUAUUGUAUUUGUUUCACCUGAUGGCGACGAAAUUAAGAACAAGAGGCAAUUGGACAAGUAUCUGAAAUCACAUCCAGGAGGACCUCCUGCGUCUGAAUUUAAUUGGGGUACAGGUGACACUCCUAGACGAUCAACUAGAUUGGGUGGAAAAUCUAAAGCAACGGAGACACCAGAAAGUGAUACUCCCAGUACGAAGAGACAAAGGAAAUCAAGUUCCAAAAAAGAAGCCAAGGAGGAUGGUGGCGCACAAGAAGCUGAGGGUGCUACUGAGAAAGAAGCUAAGGCAAGUGAUGAACCUGCUUUGCCUGAUGCAGAGGAUCUAGAAGUCCAAGAUGUAGAGAUGGCAUCUAAGAAUCUCACCGAUGGAGAUAACAUAAAGGAUGAGAAGGAGCAGACCAAUGAUGGUGAGAUUGUCCCCAAGGAGCCUCUGGCAAGUGAAGAUAAGAUGGAGAUUGUGCAUGAAAAAGAAGAAACAAAGGAUGAGAAGGAGAAGAUCAGGGAUGGUGAGAUUGUCCCCGAGGAGCCUCUGGUAAGUGAAGAUAAGAUGGAAAUUGUGCAAGAAAAAGAAGAAACAAAGGAUGAGGAAGAGAAGACCAAUGCUGGUGAGAUUGUCCCUGAGGAGCCUCCGGAAAGUGAAGAUAAGAUGGAAAUUGUGCAAGAAAAAGAAGAAACAUUGGAUGAGGGAAACAUAGAGAAAAUGAAAAAUCGAGAAGCGGAAGAUAAGCCUCUGGACAACAGCCUUAAAACUGACAAUAAAAUGCUUCCAUUGAAUGUGUUUGAAGAAAAUAAGAGUGAGAGUAAACCAGCUGGGACAGAUGCCUCGUCUCUUUCUGCUGAACUCAGCAAGGCAAGCUCAGGUAGCCCAGAAGAAAUUGCAGAAGAAGCUCCUGCCGCUGAAGAUGCACUGGAUGUGGUCGAUGAAAAUAAGAUAGGGAGUAAACCAGCUGGGCCAGAUGCCUCAUCUCGUUCUGCUGAACUCAGCAAGGCAACCUCAGUUAGCCAAGAAGAAGCUCCAGCCGCUGCAGAUCCACUGGUUCAGAAUUCUAAUGAUGGUAAAGUACACGAAAACGAGCAGAUUGACAGGGAGAUUCCAAUUGAGGAGAUCAUUGGCACAGGAUCAGCUGCAGCAGGUGUUAACAGUUCUGUGCAGCAAUAACCCACCGUAAUCGACCAAGCCACCUCAAGUUAACUUUUUUAUAUCUUUUAGUAUAAUACUGUGUAUCAUCUGCCCUUUAUUUCUUUUUGGCCCUGAUUUAGGUAACUGGCAAACAGCAUUAAGCAUGCUCUUCAUAUGUUAAGAAUUCUUAGCUACUUAUUUUGUGUUACAUUUGUAUUGCUGCUGUUAUCAUCGACAUUGAUCAGCUUAUAUUCUAUUAAGG
Solanum verrucosum is the source of this 1524-nucleotide messenger RNA. Its product is annotated as methyl-CpG-binding domain-containing protein 11-like. The coding region runs from base 21 to 1301 and encodes 426 amino acids. The transcript has 3 exons. The record is from RefSeq and is a predicted model, not a curated record. NCBI's taxonomy places the organism in Eukaryota, Viridiplantae, Streptophyta, Magnoliopsida, Solanales, Solanaceae. Gene Ontology annotation, molecular function: DNA binding.